Fundulus heteroclitus (mummichog) is the source of this 2103-nucleotide messenger RNA. RefSeq names its product CXADR like membrane protein b (gene clmpb). The record is from RefSeq and is a predicted model, not a curated record. Gene Ontology annotation, cellular component: membrane; cytoplasmic microtubule; cell surface. Bases 481 to 1635 code for a protein of 384 amino acids. The transcript has 7 exons. Lineage: Eukaryota; Metazoa; Chordata; Actinopteri; Cyprinodontiformes; Fundulidae.
AGAGAACUUCAGACUCUAGAGGUCUCCAUCCUUCAGCAUCCCCUCAUCAGCCACCUAUUCGCCCUCUCCUCCUCUUUGGGUGCUUUUGUGCGGCGGAGGAGGAGAUGAGGAGAGGCUGCCCGGGGAGGAAAGAGAAGGGGAGUCCGAGACGAACGCGUCCUACGCCAGAACCACACAGCCGGGGGGGGGCAACUUUGAUUUGGACGCCGCGUAGUACGCCUGCCAUGUACAUGACAAUGACGAGAAGGAGCCACGUUUCCUCUUCUGUCUCUCCCUCUCCUUGGGAGGCUUAGAUGCGUCGGGCGUGUGCAACAUACUAUACUACGUCCUUGGACUGAGGCGCUCAAUGAAGAUUUAUUUCUCUGUGAUUUCGCCGUUCAGCUCGCCUCGCCGUGCCUGCGCUUAGGUCAGCCGAAUGAAUCCGAAGGCGGUCUGAGCGCAUUGUUUCCAGCUCCGCUGCAUUCGGGAUUUCCAGCCGUGAUGUCUGCAAUCUUGCGCUCUUUGUUUCUGGUUCUGUUCAGCCUGCUGUCAGUGGGUGCCCAGACAGAGAUGAAGAAGGUUGUUGGGGACAAUGCCACCUUACCAUGCCACCACCAGUUCCAGUCUUCUGGCUCUCUUGAUAUCGAGUGGCUGCUACAGAAACCUAACUCAAAGCAGAAAGUGAUCAUUACCUUCUUCGGAGGACAGGUCUACACCGAGGGCACUGGCAGCGACGCCAGCCGCCUGUCCUUCGCCGGGGAGUACCUGGGCGGUGACGCCUCCCUGCUGAUCAGUGACCUGCUGCUGACCGACUCUGGGGACUACUCCUGUAAAGUCAAGACUGGCGGAAAGUACCACUGGAGCCAGGUCAACCUUAUCGUUCUGGUGAAGCCCUCCAAGCCAAGGUGCUGGAUGGAUGGAAAACUCCUGGAGGGCAAGGAUGUCAAGCUGAGCUGUAAAUCCAGCGAUGGUUCAGACCCCAUUAGCUACAAGUGGGAGCGAGUGCUCGACAAAGGGAAGAGUCUGGGCAAGCUGCCAAACCUGGCGCUGAUAGAUCUGAAGAACCCAGAGAUUGUCACCCUGAGGAACCUCACCAUGGACAGCACGGGUGUCUACAGGUGCACGGCCAGCAACGACGUGGGAGAGGAGAACUGCACCAUCGAGGUCACCAUGCAGCAUGUGAGGGAUGUGGGGACAGUAGCGGGAGCAGUGGUGGGAAUAUCCUUCGGUGUCCUCAUUGUCAUAUUAAUCAUCUGGCUCGUCUUCCGGAAGAAGGAGAAAAAGAAGUACGAGGAGGAGGAGACCCCAAAUGAGAUCAGGGAAGAUGCUGAGGCUCCCAAGGCCAAACUGGUGAAGCCAAACUCCCUAUCCUCGUCCCGCUCUGGCAGUUCGCGCUCUGGCGCCUCCUCCACCCAGUCAAUGGUGCACAACAGCACUCAGCGUGGCCACCGCCCACGUCCCCCUGCCGUGGCAGCUCUCAAAGAAAAUGGACAACCUCCGGGCUUCCCCCAGUCCCCUCCAGCCUACACCACAGUGGUGCCCCCCAAAACGCCCGAGCCCCCUGUCACUCCAAAAUUCAACUCCAGGAACAUGUCUGGGCCCACACCACCAACCCUCAUGGUCCCAGCCCAGACCAAGGCCUUUCAGACUGUGUAGGACUGAAAGCCACGCCCCUUUUCCUGCAGCCAUGUAAGACUCCGACCCCUCUCCGAAGCCUCACAACCCCUCCCCCCACCUCCCAAAGACUCAGACUCUUCCAUAAACAAAGAAAUGCAACUAGUUUAAAGGAUGUAAUUAAAAGAAUCAAUACUAUAAUUCCAAAAGUACUUUUAAUGAAUGCAUAAUUUAAAGGGUAAAAUAUAAGACAUGCUUGCCCCUGCUGAAUUCAAAAACAAAACAAAACAAAAAAAUAAAUAAAAAGCAGAAACCUGAGAUGCAAAAUGAUCCCAAGGCUGAAGGCUGAACUUUUUUGCUGAGUUUCUUCUUUUUGCUUCGGAUGGUACAGAGAAGCACCGUGUGCAUUGAGGUGGAAGGCACCCCUAGAAGAUCUUUAUUUAUUCAUCAAAUCAAAGGCUUAGGCAUGGAGUGAGAAAAGGAAACUAAAAACAUACUUACGCUCACCCC